This is a messenger RNA of Blastomyces gilchristii SLH14081, 401 nucleotides long. RefSeq lists its product as uncharacterized. The annotation marks the transcript as partial. The record is from RefSeq and is a predicted model, not a curated record. The transcript has 3 exons. Lineage: Eukaryota; Fungi; Ascomycota; Eurotiomycetes; Onygenales; Ajellomycetaceae.
AUACUGAGCAGUUCAUUAGCAAAUCUUCACAUGUUGACAGAUUCAUAUUCACUGAUGAUAGUGUACUCAAUAUUGAAUUAUUAAUUGAGAACUUAAAGAAUAUAAUAAUGAAGAAAUUGUCUGUGCUAUGUAUGACUGAGUCUCUCAUGUCUCUCUCUAUCUCUUCUAUCACUGUUUCUUUCUCUGCUGCUCUCUCUCAAUCUUCUACAUCUGUUUCUGUGUCUGAUUCUCUCACUUCUACUAUCUCUGUUUCUAUAACUCUCACUCUCACUACUUCUGCUCUCUCUGGUUUUACUGUCUCUGCUUUUGUUAUCAGCUCUAUCUAUUUCAAGAAGAUGUUAUAUAGACUUAAUAAACUAUAUUUAUCAAGAAUCACUCUCUCUCUCAACAGUGUCAAGAUU